ACUGUCUACACCUGCAUGGGCUUCUUCCUGUCCUGCGGCGUUUGGCUUCCAAGUAUGUUUGCUCGAAACUGGGAAAGUCGCCCAGCCGUUGCCUGUGGGUUGAACUACACCUGGGACAUCAGGUUGGGAUAAUUCAACGACAGCAUUGCGGUAAAGAAAAAUGUCAGAAAACCUCGAUGGUGUAGAUGCUGCCCCGGUGUUUUGUGGAGGCUGUUUUAAAUUCAUUAUUUAUUGAGUUCACAGUGUUCUCUUUGUUUUAGCGAUACGUUAGCUGCUUCCGGAAAACAACCUUCACACAGAAAAUCAAAUGAAGACAUGGCGACAACAUUGUUGACUGGAUCAUUGUUUCACUCUCCCAGUUUGAAUGGAUUUUAGCCUUGGCCAUGCAGACAUAGACUUGUGAACAGACCGUUUUUAAGGAGAUAAGAGGACGCUGAUUAUUUCCAAAGACGUUUGGACUGAUCUUCAGCCAAUGGCUACAACAGAAACCAAAGUUGCCGGCAGCAGUAGCACUCCGGGUCUGUCAUGGGCGCGGGUGUGUAAAGAGUGUGGCCAGCAGCAUGAGGGCUUGGAUAGCCACCUGUAUGAGUACCAAGAUGAGGUGGAUGAUGAACUGGUUUGCCACAUCUGCCUGCAACCCCUCCUCAGACCUAUGGACACCCCUUGUGGCCACACAUAUUGCUUUCAUUGUUUGAGCAACUUCUUGAAAGAGCAGGACUUCUGCCCUGUGGACCGCCUGCGACUGCAGUUACAUUUAUGCCGUCCUUCCAGUCUGCUGGUUCGGAACCUGCUGGACAAGCUGACUGUGAUGUGCCCCCACUCUUCAGAGUGUCAGCAGCAGAUGCAACGCUGUGAACUGCAGCCUCACCUACACAACAGAUGUCCUGUUUUUAGAAGACUGAGGGAGGAAGCAGAGAAGAGGAAGAGGCCCUCGUGGAAUGAGCUAAAGGGGCGUAAGGGUGACGGGGAGUCGUCUGGUGAUGCUAAACAUUCAGCAACGGUUUCCCGAAAUCCCACCAAAGAUCAACCUGAGCCUGGGCUGAUUAAUCCUGCCUAUGAAGAAAGUGAGGAUGACAACACCCCCUUGCGGUCCAGUCUGGUGGCUGAGGCCAACGUGGUGGAGCUGUUCAGAGAAGAGCCUGAAGAGGAUCUGGGCCUUCGCAUUGUGGGGGGGAAAGACACACCGCUAGGGAACAUAGUCAUCCAGGAGAUUGUCCGGGACUCGCUAGCAGCUCGUGAUGGCAGACUGGCCCCGGGGGACCACAUCUUAGAGGUGAAUGAUGUCAGCCUGGCUUCAGUCCCCCACGCCCGGGCCAUCGCAGUGCUGCGGCAGCCUAACCUCCUCAGGCUCACUGUUAUGCAGGAGAAAGGUUUCAAAUCAAGGGAUCCACGGUCUGAUCACUACCCUUCCUCUUGCACCACUUCCACCGCCUCCCAGCCUUCUCACAGUCCCCAUGGCAACGCUACCUCCAAUAACAACCCCGGCACGGUCCUGCAGGUGACUCUAAUGAAGAGUCAGCGCACCGAACCACUUGGCAUCAAACUCAUACGCAAAUCUGAUGAGAGUGGCGUUUUCAUCCUGGACCUGCUGUCUGGUGGUUUGGCAGCCAAAGACGGAAAACUGAGGAACAAUGACAAGGUGUUGGCCAUCAAUGGACAUGACCUGAGGCACGGUACACCUGAGAGCGCUGCCCAGAUCAUACAGGCGAGUGAGGUACGUGUGAACUUUGUGGUGAUGAGACCUGCAGAGAAUCAGGAGGAAGGAGGAAGCAGCAGAGAGGGACAACACAGCAGAGCAGCCAGGAGGGCACCUGAGAUGCAGUACUUCAGGCGCCGGUCCACCUACAUGAAGGAUCCUCCAGGUGGGUUUUCCAGCCAGGAGAAGACUGUGAGCCUGAAGAAGGAGCCUCGGCUCUCCCUGGGCAUCACUAUUGCCGGGGGGCGGGACAUUCGCAGCCGUCUGCCCGUUUACAUCACAAGUGUGCAGCCUGUCGGCUGUCUUCACCGAGACGGCACCAUCAAAAGAGGCGAUAUUCUGCUGAGCAUCAACGGUGUCGAUCUAACCCAGCUGACCUACAAUGAGGCCGUUUCUGUGCUAAAGGCUCAGACUGCUCAGUCCCAGGUGACCCUCCGUGUCAUCCAGACUCUCUCCGAGGACUCAGAGGAGGACACAGAGGCUGCCAACAAGGACGAACUGGACACUGUGGAUGACCCACGAGACGACGCCCUCAGCUGGACACCGCUGUGGACUCGCUGGCUGGGACUACCCAGUCCCAUGCACUGGUGCCGGGACAUUGUCCUGCAGAAGACCAACAACGAGAGCUGGGGCUUUAGUAUCGUCGGUGGCUACGAGGAGAGCCACGGCCAGCAGCCUUUCUUCAUCAAAACCAUUGUGCCUGGUACACCUGCUCACUUUGAUGGACGCCUCAAGUGCGGUGAUGAGAUUGUGGCGGUGAACGGAGCCACAACAGUGGGAAUGAACAACUCCUCUCUCAUCCCCAUGCUCAAGCUGCAGAAGAAUAAAGUCACAUUGACUGUGGUGUCAUGGCCAGGGAGUCUUGUGUAGCGAAACACGCCUGCCCCAUUCACUCUCUUUUCUUUCUAUUACCCUCUUUAAUUGCUUAUAGCACACACAGAUCCUCGCCCUGUUCAGCUGCAUUCUUGACUGGGCCACUCACUGUCCCUUCCGUAGGCAACUCAUAGUUACAUUUGCAUUGUUGUUCAGUGUUUUGAUCAGUUAUGUAAGACAGAACGUACGUGAUUAAGAACCCUUCUAUGUACAACGUUUGUUUCAGUGUCCUCUCACUCAAAUGGCAGAUGAUUGCACCAAAUGGGUUUAAGCAGGGUGCAGGAAUGAUGACAGUCAGUGACAAUCAAAUAUAUCCUACGGACACUGGAAGGAUGGUUUUGCUUUUUGGAAUACAAUUUUCUAACAUGAAUUGUUUUGCUUUCCUGUUAUCUUUUGUGUGAUUCACAUAAACAGCAUCCAAAGUGUUGUUCUUACGAUAUAUGUAGACAGUUGUGAUAAGAAGAUGGAUGCUGUCUGUAAAGACUCACGCCAAAGACAGAAACAUCAUCCUGUCCUGUAGCUCUCAUACCAUGUGUCACUUGAUCUACUUUAUUUACAUUGCACUUCCAAGACGUGCAACAGAAGCAGGAAGCCGUGAUGAGAAUUCAAGUAAAUUGAGACAAAGUGACGUUAAGGAUAACAUCAACAGCAACUGCAGUGACCAAAACCACCUUUGGUUUUAACAGGGAGGUUGGUGAAUAGACCUACAGUCCCUUUUGGUUUAAACUUAACAGGAAACCUACACAUACCAUUUAAUCUGAAUUGCAUAGGUAGGAAACAGCUUGAGUUGAAGUUUAUUUUCCUAGGUAGCUGUUGAUACUACAAAUGCUGCAAUAGAAAAUACACUUUUAUAUUGUUUAAAACAGUGAGCUGGUCUAUUGAAGCAACUGAUUCUGUGAUGAAUGUUUGGUCUUAAUCAAACAUGUUAGACCAUAAAUUACAAAUUCAGCAGACUUGUCCAUUGAGCAGUUCUCUGUAUUUAUUAUAAAAUGAUAUAAUACUGAAUGACUUUGAUAAGCAGGUGCCUUGUAGACAUUGAAGGACAAACAAGAAUGUAUACUUGACAUAAAUUUUCACUGUACAAAUUUUUUUCCCCUCACUAUUUCCUCCCAUUAUAUUGUAUUCUAGGAGUUUUAAAGGAGAACGGCCUUGUUCAGAUUUGUGUUACCUCGUUCUUUUUGUGUCAACACAUUCCCAGUGGCCUUUCUUGUGUCUUAAUUGAGACCAGACUUAUAGAAUAAUUAAGAAUAGUUUUGAGUCAGAGUGGCUGUGACAUACAAUAUAUACAGUAGGUAAUGUGUGUAUUAACCCGUCCACUGUUUCAUUAUGUUCAAUAAAAUCUUAACAAAUCAA
Molecule: messenger RNA, 3922 nt
Organism: Etheostoma spectabile (orangethroat darter)
Lineage: Eukaryota; Metazoa; Chordata; Actinopteri; Perciformes; Percidae
Gene: lnx2b
Product: ligand of numb-protein X 2b
Exons: 10
Coding region: 473-2566 (697 amino acids)
Molecular function (GO): protein binding; metal ion binding; ubiquitin-protein transferase activity
Source: RefSeq, a predicted model, not a curated record